Molecule: messenger RNA, 696 nt
Organism: Rotaria sordida
Lineage: Eukaryota; Metazoa; Rotifera; Eurotatoria; Philodinida; Philodinidae
Source: the annotation of a GenBank genome assembly
AUGUCUCAGCAACAUGUCAAUUCAGAGGAUGUAUAUUGUGAAAUAUGCCAUAUUCUUCUACCUAUCAUUCGAAUACUCGUCGAUCUCAAUCAAACAGAGCGCAUUGAAAAUGUGACUCUUGAAAUUUGUAACGAAUUCGGUUUGGUUCUCGAUGUUUGUAGCGGCGCUGUGCACGAAUACAAAGAUGUCGUUUUCCAAGUCAUUUCUCUGACACAUUUCAGUAAUAAGGCACUAUGUUCACUUGCUAUGAACUGUGAUAGGCAGACUGAUUAUCCUACCUUGAAUUGGAGUGUUGCAAUUCCUGACCGAAAACCACCUCCACAACCACCAAAACCUCCUUCACCUGACUCGCCGAAACUGAAAGUGCUUCAAUUGGCCGAUAUUCACGUGGAUUUUGGGUACAAGCCAGGAUCUGAAGCAGACUGCCUUGAACCAUUGUGCUGUCGAAAGGGUCUACCACUUCCUCACCAUCCGGCUGCUGGCUUCUGGGGGACCAGCCUUCACUGUGAUAUACCAUAUUGGACGGCUGAAGCUAUACUUGAAUAUGCCGCGAAAACAGAAGAGGUGAUAGACAAAAUUCUAUUUGUUGUUCUUAUUCUUUUCUAUCCCAACAAAUUGAUUUCAUCUACUAUACUGGCGACACACCACCUCAUAAUGUAUGGAAUCAAUCUCGUGCUGACCAACUCUAUUCGAUAA